This is a messenger RNA of Anarrhichthys ocellatus (wolf-eel), 1479 nucleotides long. Its product is annotated as dynein regulatory complex subunit 4-like. Gene Ontology annotation, cellular component: Golgi apparatus; microtubule; motile cilium. Bases 1 to 1479 code for a protein of 492 amino acids. Gene Ontology annotation, molecular function: microtubule binding; small GTPase binding. Gene Ontology annotation, biological process: flagellated sperm motility. The transcript is spliced from 11 exons. The record is from RefSeq and is a predicted model, not a curated record. Lineage: Eukaryota; Metazoa; Chordata; Actinopteri; Perciformes; Anarhichadidae.
AUGUAUCUCCCGUUGGUGAAGGAAGCCAUAGUGACACAAGCCGACAACUUUGUGGAUCGACCAUACACUGCAAUGGCCGAAAGGGUGUACUUAGGAGGCACAGACUGUAUAUCACUUGUUUGUAUGUUGUUGACUUUUGUGCAGCCACCCAAAAGCAGCAAAGGCUCAAGUAAAAAGCCUGCAAAGGCAAAAACGCCCACACCGACAGAUGGAUUCACCAAGGAGGAGCUGUCCAAGGAGCAGCUGGAAGAGCAGAUCGUGCGCCUUCGAGAGGAGCUGGACAGAGAGAGGGAAGAGAGAAACUACUUUCAGCUAGAGAGGGACACGAUCCACACAUUUUGGGAGAUCACAGAGAGCAAACUAGAGGAGGUCAAGGCUGAAAAGAAGAAUUUUGAUAAGGACAUAGAGGAGGAUGAGGGGCGCUACCAAGUAGAGAUCAAGGUGUACAAGCAGAAGAUGAAGCACCUCCUGUGUGAACACCUGAACACAACCUCUGAGUUAAAAGCAGAUGGUUUAGUCUCCACACCGGUGGUGCAGGAGGAGCAAGAACGAUUAGAGACUGAGCUUCAUAAGGAAAUGAGGGCCGUCAUGGUCGACAUGCAGGAGCUUGACAAUGAAAACCUUGUCAAGGAGCUUGAACUGAAACACGAUGAAGAAAUGACUAAAACAAGUAACAGGGUGGAGAAGCAAAUUGCAGAAAUCCGAGCCAAGUAUGAUGAAAAGAAGGAGCUGCUACAACAACAGCUGGACAACAUGACAAAUAAUAAGAUCAGUGAGAACGAAGAUCAAUGGAACAGCCACGUCAACACUCUAGUAGAAGACCACAAGAAAGCAAUAACUGAAUGUGAAGCAGUUAAUAGUUGCUGGAAACAGGAACGGAAUGUGAACGAUUCACUCACGGAAGAAAUUAAAUUGAUGAAGAAGACACAGGAGGAGAAGAAAGAGAACCUGGCCUGCCUUCUGCUAGAGAACAAACAGAUGGCUGAGCUUCUCUCAGAAGUCUCAGAGGAGAGCGCGGAAAUUGAGAAAGAAAUUAAAUACUUCGUAAUAAAAAAGGAUGUUGAUGAAAAGGUUGAAGAAAAGAAGCUGGAUAAACUGAAAUGGGAUUAUGAGACACUGGAACAGACAUUCUGCAAGCUUGAGCUAGAAAGGGACGAGCUGUACAAGACGGUCACUCGGAAUAUUCAGCGGGUGCAGCACGAAGCAGAUUGGAAGAGCAUGCCGCUGGAAAAGAAGCUGAAAGGCCUGACGGACGGCUUGGAGAAGACGCAGGCUCAGCUCCUCUCUGUGCUUUCUGCCUCUAACAUGGACCGAACUGCUCUUGAUGGGGUCACUGACACAAUUGAGAAAAAUCUGGACUCCGGUAAUGAUUCCAUCAAGAACUUGGAGUAUAAAAAAGCUCAGCUUUCCCAGGAAAGAAGUGAUUUGCUGCUGACCUACGAAGCUUGGUGUGGAGGAGCUUUGCGUAAAGCCAUUUGA